Messenger RNA from Plutella xylostella (diamondback moth), 162 nucleotides. RefSeq lists its product as uncharacterized. The record is from RefSeq and is a predicted model, not a curated record. NCBI's taxonomy places the organism in Eukaryota, Metazoa, Arthropoda, Insecta, Lepidoptera, Plutellidae.
AUGCCAAGUGACUGUCGAGACUGUUUGGGGAUUCGUUAUCGAAUUAACAGCCUGCACCAAACGUGGAAGUGGCUGCACCAGACCAUCGCUCUGCACGAGUACCUCAUCUCCCUCUCCUCGGCUGAUACUGACGCCUGCGCCUGCGCCCGCGCCGCCAACUAG